AUGGCCUACCAAACCACCACGUCCUUCCACCAAGUGAAUCCCGCGCAAUACUUCGCGCCCCACAUGCCUCCUCGACUCUAUACGGAGCUUAGAGUCGGUAGUGGUCGCGUCAUCCCCACAGAGUUCACUCCUCCGCAUCCAAAUGACACGCCGCAGUCAUUGUUCCCACAUUGCCCAAAAGUCACAGCAACGGACCGAGUCCACCUGUUCAUUCGUCUGAAUCACGACAACCGAUCCGUCGAGGAUGAAUUCCUCAUCUUAACAGACGGCACGUGUAUGGACAACGACAGACCGAACGCCAGAGCGGGUUGUGCCUUUGUUUACAACGAGUCUGCAUCUGGUUACGCACGCUUUCCUCUCGAGUACAAAGGGCCCAUUGGCCAACAGCACACGCUGACAAAGGACCGCGCGCAGAUUCGCGCCGUCAUUGCGGCUCUGAGAUAUCGAGACUGGGCUAUGGAUGGCUUUAGUCGUUUGAUCAUUGCGACAGACUCGAAAUACGUGGUGGACGGUAUCAUGAGAGAGCUGGGUUACACGUGCUGGGGACCAAUCAGGAAUCGGGACCUUUGGGAGUGUCUUCUCGGGGAGGUGGAAAUGUGGGAGGAGAGGGGGAUGAGCGUUCAGUUUUGGCGGGUUCCUAGAACGUCGAACAUGAAAGCGGACCGUCAUGCCAAAACAGCGGACAGACAUCGUGAGUUUACCGAUGUCGCUGGUAUCAGCAAUGUUUCUAUCUAG
Penicillium psychrosexuale is the source of this 735-nucleotide messenger RNA. RefSeq lists its product as uncharacterized. The coding region runs from base 1 to 735 and encodes 244 amino acids. The transcript has 2 exons. Gene Ontology annotation, molecular function: nucleic acid binding; RNA-DNA hybrid ribonuclease activity. The record is from RefSeq and is a predicted model, not a curated record. NCBI's taxonomy places the organism in Eukaryota, Fungi, Ascomycota, Eurotiomycetes, Eurotiales, Aspergillaceae.